AUGAAUGAUAUAGUAGCACCCUCAGCUAUGACGAUAGACUACGAAAUUAUUGACCCGGAUGGGGACACUUGGAUCAUCAUAUCCUCCCCGACUGUAUCCCCUGAGGGCACGGAUGAUACAACCACUACCGAUGAUCCAGUGGCUGUAGAAGAGGUGGCGACUGUAGGGGAGUCCGUUGCUGAAGGGCCAGGGGGUAUCCACGACCAUCCUAUGGCUCUUGCCACUGAUGAGACUGCGAACUGCCAAGAAGGCAACGAUCCAGUAGCAGAACUAUGGAUCAAGGUGUCCAGAAAACAUCUCUCAGUGGCAUCUCGACGUGCUAGGAUAAUGUUCCAAGGAGACUACCUUGAAACUCAGAAAUCGGAGAGUGAUGGCCAUUAUCACUGGAAAAUGGAGGCUUUGUUUCAUCCUGAAGCUCUGUCGAUCGUCUUGCGGAUUAUCCAUGCACAAAAUCAGGGUUUGCCGGAUAGCGUCACGCUCAAGAUGUUGGUCGAGAUUGCUACAGUUGUAGACGAUCUGCAAUGUUCCGAAGCUCUAUAUUUCUUCACCAGAGCGUGGACCAGUAGAAUCUCCCAAUCUAUUCCGUCUCACAUGUGCGACGACCUUAUUGAGUGGAUUUUUAUUACGUCCGUGUUUGGACUGGACAAUCGUUUGAAACAUGCGAUGAAUGUUGCAAUGAUGGAAAGCACCAGGCGCAUCGAUAAUCUAGGACUCCCUAUUCUCCCAUCGAUCAUCGAGAUGAACGUGCUCUGUCCGCGUCCCGAAAGUCCUUUUCCAGACUUGAGUCUGUCCUCAGCAUUUGAGGCUGUGCGAAGCUUCAACUCGCCGUCUCUUUAUCUCCCAUCCGACAGUGCGAUCCGCGAAUCAGCCUUUAGAUGUAGUCCUUCCUUGGAAGACUCUCAGGAGAGUGUUUGGGUGCUGGAAGAGGACAAAAAUCAGCAUCAGAUGGACUGGUUUGGAGAGGUGAGACAGACGAACCAGACAAAAUCCACAACCGAUACCCCCAAGCAGCUCAGAGCUCACCAGUGUCGACUACAGACUCACCUAAAGCCUGGGAUAGAUCGUUUGAAGGCCAAGGCCAAGGCCCUGAAUCUGAGUGGUGCAUGGAUGGGCUUGGGAUAG
Fusarium pseudograminearum CS3096 is the source of this 1122-nucleotide messenger RNA. RefSeq lists its product as uncharacterized. The record is from RefSeq and is a predicted model, not a curated record. The transcript has 3 exons. Bases 1 to 1122 code for a protein of 373 amino acids. Lineage: Eukaryota; Fungi; Ascomycota; Sordariomycetes; Hypocreales; Nectriaceae.